Messenger RNA from Eremomyces bilateralis CBS 781.70, 2010 nucleotides. RefSeq lists its product as uncharacterized. Bases 1 to 2010 code for a protein of 669 amino acids. The transcript is spliced from 6 exons. Gene Ontology annotation, molecular function: protein binding. The record is from RefSeq and is a predicted model, not a curated record. Lineage: Eukaryota; Fungi; Ascomycota; Dothideomycetes; Eremomycetales; Eremomycetaceae.
AUGUCAGGCAGCACUCAACUCAUUAGCGGUGUGUCCGCCAACCAGAAUUCGCAGGUUGUAGCUGGCACUAUCCAUGGAUCUGUGAACUUUGGGAGCAGCGAAAACUUGAACGAUGUGCUCAGCUCCCUCCCCACCUCAGAGGACGCGCCGUUCAAUACAUACCAGCGACAACCCGACCCGGCCUGCCUUCCCGAUGCCCGCGUUGAUCUCCUUCAAAAGAUCUACAUCUGGGCUGAUGGCCGAGACGAGCGCUGUAUUUUCUGGCUGAACGGCUUGGCCGGCACGGGCAAGUCGACAAUUGCGCGCACUGUCGCCCGCAGGCGCUUCGAUGAGCAGCAACUCGGAGCCAGCUUCUUCUUCUCGCGUGGCGGUAGAGAUGUCAACCAUGCAGACAAGUUCAUCACGAGCAUUGCGUGGCAGCUGGCGAACAACAUACCCUCUCUCCACCAGCACAUUUGCGAUGCCAUCAUAGAGCGCCGCGACAUUGCGAGUCAGUCCCUCCGCGACAUUGCGAGUCAGUCCCUCCGCGACAUUGCGAGUCAGUCCCUCCGUGACCAGUGGCAGCAGCUUAUCCUACGUCCACUAUUAAAGCUAGCUCGAUUAUUAAAGACGGUUCGACUACGAGUCUUGCUGACCAGCCGAUCUGAGAUUCCAAUCCGAUAUGGAUUCCGUCAGCUACCGAAUGCGAAUCUCCAGGAUAUUGUACUUCACGGCAUAUCACCCUCAAUCGUAGAUCACGAUAUCUCUGUUUUCUUCGAGUACAAUCUUAAGCUCAUUGGACAGGAGCACUCUCUGGAUGACUCCUGGCCAGGCGAAGAGAUUAUCAGAAGCCUGAUCCAGAUUGCAGGGGGAUUGUUCAUUUGGGCCGCAACCGCUUGUCGGUUCAUUCAAGAAGGUGUUUUCGCAGACGAAAGAGUGCAAACUUUGCUAGAAGGCAGUACCUAUAUUCCUGCACAGGAAGAGCAUCCGGAAGUACAACUUAAUAAGCUCUAUACUACCGUCCUAAAGGAAUCUAUCUGGUCAGGUUACUCAGCAAAGGAGAAGGAAGCAUUAUAUGGCAUGCAAAAACACAUUCUUGGAAGCAUCGUGGUUCUCUUCUCCCCGCUCUCUACCAGCUCGCUUCACAGGCUGCUUAAUAUCACCAAGCAAAGGAUCGAUCAGGUGCUCAGGGAACUUCAUGCGAUUCUAGAUGUCCCCAAGGUCGGCAUAUAUCCACUUCGUCUGCAUCACCCUUCGUUUCGCGACUUUCUCCUCGACAAAAAGAGAUGCGGAGAUACAAAUUUCUGGGUAGACGAGAAGGAAGCUCACCAUAUGUUAACCAACAGCUGUAUCCAGCUUAUGUCGUCAUCACUCAAGCAAGAUAUCUGUUACAUGGAUGCCCCCGGUAUGCUUGUAGUCAAUAUCAAAAGAAGCCGAGUUGAACAAUGUCUUCCUCCUGAAGUCCAGUACGCAUGUCUUUACUGGAUCCAGCACCUCCAGAAAAGCGGUGCUCGACUUUGCGACAAUGAUCAAGUACAUCAAUUCUUACAGGAGCAUCUUCUUCACUGGCUCGAGGCCCUUGGAUGGAUGGGGAAGCUGUCGGAAGGAGCUCAUGCUAUCGCAUCUUUAGAGCUGUUUACUUCCUUAAGUAAUUGCCCUGGUAUUUCAAGCUUCAUCUAUGAUGCGAAGCGGUUCGUCCUCUAUAAUCGGCCAGCUAUCGAGCAGGCUCCCUUUCAGACGUACUAUAGUGCCCUCGUAUUCGCACCGACAAUAAGUAUAAUAAGAAAGCAGUUCGAGAAAUGGAAUGCGGUAAUACAGACGCUCGAGGGCCAUUCGAACGGGGUCAACGCCGUGGCCUUCGCGCCGGACGGCAAGACGCUGGCGUCGGAAUCGUGGGACCGGACGGUCAAGCUGUGGGACGCCGGGUCGGGCGCGCUGCAGCAGACGCUCGAGGGCAAUUCGAGCGGGGUCAACGCCGUGGCCUACGCACCGGACGGCAAGACGCUGGCCACGAGUGGCGGCAGCCGAUGA